AUGGGGCCCACUGACCUACAGGGCCAUCUCUGGGCAGGAAUCCUGUUCUCAGCCUCACUUUUGACCAUGUGGAGUCUACCAGCUACAGCCCAGCUCACCCUCGAUGCCAACCUAGUUAACACCACCCAAAAAUUGCUAGCCAAGCCUACCAUUACAGUCAGCCAUGACUCCGUCAUAGAGCACAAAGAAAAUGUGAGCUUCCACUGUGACACCAAUGACGUCAACAUUACCAUCCACUGGGUCUCCAACAACCUCCCCCUGGUGAUCCACGAGCGUAUGCAUCUGUCAGCAGAUGGCAAGACCCUCACCAUCCUCACUGUCCACCGAGAGGACUUCGGAACUUACCAAUGUAAAGUCCAGAGUGGAGUCCAGUUCCAGAACAGUAAUCUCAUCUGCCUGACUGUGAACUAUGGUCCUGACACCAUAGAAAUCAAGUUGCAGCCUGGUGUACCCAAUGGGAAGGUGGUUGAGGUGAUGGAGGGCUCCACCAUGAUCUUCUCAGUGGAGACACAGUCUUACCCGCUCCCUGCCUUUUUCUGGUUCCUCCCCAAUGACUCUGUCCAAUCUUCUACUAUAACCACAUUCACCACAGCUGCAUCCAGGGAACACAAGGGCAUGUAUAAGUGCUUGGUGUCCAGUAAUGUCACCCAACUGUCCCACCUGGGUACUCUUGAAGUCCGAGUCCUCGAAAGGCUGACCAAGACUUACAUCAUGUCCCCAAGCUUGGAUCUCAUGGAGACCUCAAGCUCCAUGGCCCUGACCUGCCAGACCACCCAAGAGGUGGCGGGGGUCCAAUGUUUCCUGAGGUACCAGCCCCUCCUGCCUAGUGAGCGCUUGGUGCUGUCUGCCAACAAUAGGACCCUGGCCAUCCGCGGCCUCCUGUGGAAUGACACAGGGCCCUAUGAAUGCGAGAUCUGGAACUGGGGCAGCCGGAUGCGGAGUGACCCGCUCAAAUUAACCAUCCACUAUGGCCCUGACCGAGUGGACAUCACCAGGGGGGAGGCUUCUGUGGCAGUCAGCAUCGUGGAGGUGGAGCUCAACACCAGCCUGACCCUAAAUUGCCGGGCUGAGUCUCAGCCAAUACCUGAAUAUCACUGGACCUUCAAACACUCAACUGCGAUGUAUACCGGAGAGCAGCUGAUCAUUGAGGCCCUGUCCCAGGAACACCAGGGGACCUACAACUGCACGGUCUUCAACCCUCUGACCCACCUGACCUGCUCUGCCUCUGUCCUGGUCAGAGCGAUAGGUCCCCAGUCGUCCCUGCCUGCAAGUACCUUGGCUGGCAUUGCUGUUGGGAUUCUGGUUAUCAUCUCCCUGGCCACAGGGCUGGGCUGCUUCCUCUACUUCAGAAAUACCAGCAGGAAAACAACAGAAGAACCCAUCCAUGAGGCUGUAACACCCACCUCUGAGAAGGAGCACCCUGCCGCACCCAAUUCUUACUGGUCACAGCAUGUGUAUGCCAACGUGCCUGAACCUCAAGCAUGGGAUGGAGUCCAGAAGAAAGAGCUGGCUUCCACAACUCCCAGGAGCUAUUCUCACAGCGACAGAAAGCCAUCACCCAAAUUCUUGCAGCCUGCCUUGGCCCCCACUCCACCACAAGGGGACACGGAGUCAGACUACGAGGUGCUGGUGAAUCCAGAAUGCAGCAUUUACUAUCAUAUCAAACCCAAGGUCUAAUGGAAGGAGUGAUUCCAUCUCCAGAACACCCAGAGAAACCAUACUUAAUCAUAUAGUCAGUGAAAUGUACUGAGUGCACAAUAUAUUCCAGCCUUUCUCUUUAUAGACUUCGUGAUGUUCUGUUUCGAUGUGUUGUUUGGGCUCCGGACCUGGGCUCCCGCCGCAUCUUACUCUUUUGACUCUUGUUUCUUUAUAAGCAAUAGAAACAGAGAAAAAGUGACCUGGAAUUAGAGGAUCAAGUUUAGAGAUCCAGCAGCUGGAGAUGCCACAGCUCCAACACGAGGAUGGCAGAUCAUAGAUGAUGGACAUCCCCUCAUCUGAGCAGGGGACGUAGGGAGAGGUCAGACAGUGUCUUUUCAAAUCAUGGUGGAGAAAAGAAGCAAGGAGCGAUUAAGAGACGACAAUAGCAAACAUAGAAUGAAGCAAACUAUUGAGGUACCUGGGAAGGAAUAGGUAUGAGAUCCUUAGACUCCUGAGGGACUUGAGUGGUGGAGAUGGUGAGAAUGAGAUUUGCUGAAGAAAUACCAUUAAAAAGAAACACAAAUAGGAAUGCCAUUUUUACUAAUACUGUUUUGAAAAUGGUAGCCAAUGCAAUCUAUUAUCAAAGGGAAAGUGGUAAAAAUGCUGGUUAAAAAGGUGAAAUUACUGUCUGAAGAGGAUGGUCUCACUAGAAAUGUCAAGAGAAUCACAUGAAACAUGGUAAGAAUUCAUAAUAUUAGUAGGCUCACUAGAUAAAAAAGAAGUAUCUUAAAAACAUCAUGGGCCUCCCUGGUGGCACAGCUGGGUUGCGAAGCUGCCCGCAGCCUCUGCAGCGCUGGUUCCAUCCCUGGCUGCUUCCCGGCCACCGGAGGAGGGUCCCACACGGCGCGCAGACCUCUCCUGCCGCCCGCUGCUCCCCUCAGCAGUGUACUUCGUCAGUCUGCCUGCUCUACUCUCUGCUCUGGCUCUGGUGAAUUCUCUCACCUUCCCGUGCUUCUGACUGUACCCAAUGCUUGUA
Talpa occidentalis (Iberian mole) is the source of this 2674-nucleotide messenger RNA. RefSeq names its product carcinoembryonic antigen-related cell adhesion molecule 20-like. The record is from RefSeq and is a predicted model, not a curated record. Gene Ontology annotation, biological process: heterophilic cell-cell adhesion. Gene Ontology annotation, cellular component: cell surface. NCBI's taxonomy places the organism in Eukaryota, Metazoa, Chordata, Mammalia, Eulipotyphla, Talpidae.